AUUCUUUUCAAUUUGAUACAGAUUCAUUCUCUUCUCUUCCUCCUAAAACUAGAGUUGAUAUAGAAUAUGAAGAUGAUUGGUCUGAAUGUAUUGAGUCUUGUUCUGUUCAUAAUUUUGAUGUUGUUACAGAACAUUUGUCUUGCUGACAACAAUGGCAAUCUUGACAACCUUCUGAAUCAGCUGGGUGCAAGUGGGCCUAACAGUGGAUUCUACAAAACCACAGCUGGGGAGAAGUCAGACAAGAUUUAUGGUCUUGUGCAGUGUAGAGGGGAUGUUUCUGCAGCAAACUGUGCUAACUGCACAAGCAAAUCCAUAGCUGUUGCCUUGCAGGAUUUUCCCGUGAGCAAAACGGUUAAGGUUUGGUUCACAUCGUGCUAUCUUCGGUAUUCUGACCAGCCUUUCUUUAGUGUGUGCAAAUUAGACGCUGAUAUUUCAGGCUGGAGUGCUGGCUGGGUGUUGGAGAUAGCGGGAACAGUCAUCGUAUGGUCCAGUGCGCCAGGGAUAUUAUCAGAGCUAACUGCAGCAAGUGCUUGGAUGCUCAGCUGAUGAUUUUUAAAACCAUAGUUGGAAAAUAUAGAAGAUGGGAGAUUUAUGGGUAUAGUUGUAGCAUGUGGUACUAUGACUAUCAAUUCUAUUUCAACAUCUCUACCUCUUCUAAUGAUGGUAAAUUACAUAACUGCAUUAAUCAUUAUUUUUCCAUGAUCUUGAAGUUAUACUUGCAUUAUGUGAAUAAUGAAUGAAACUACGCUAU
Rubroshorea leprosula is the source of this 751-nucleotide messenger RNA. NCBI's taxonomy places the organism in Eukaryota, Viridiplantae, Streptophyta, Magnoliopsida, Malvales, Dipterocarpaceae. The record is from the annotation of a GenBank genome assembly.